This is a messenger RNA of Camelina sativa (false flax), 4755 nucleotides long. NCBI's taxonomy places the organism in Eukaryota, Viridiplantae, Streptophyta, Magnoliopsida, Brassicales, Brassicaceae. The record is from RefSeq and is a predicted model, not a curated record.
AUAACAUACAAAAUAAAUGACCUGGAAACUCGGGAAUUGAUUCAAAAACUGAGAACAGAAGCUGAUGUAGUCCCUUACAUCAUUGAAAACUGAAAUGUGUCAAUUUGAACGAUCCAAAGAUAUAUAUAUAUAUACAUAAGUCAAAAUGCAAAUAACCUUAUCUCUCAUUUUAGACUUUCGAAUUUCUAAUCUCAAAGAGGUCAAACCCGUUAAGCCAACCCAAAAUGGCUCAUAAUAUGGUUGGAGCAGACGAGAUUGAGUCGUUGAGAGUUGAGCUAGCAGAGAUUGGAAGAAGCAUCAGAUCAUCGUUCCGGAGACACACUUCUAGUUUCAGAAGCAACUCUUCAAUAUAUGAACCUGAUAAUGAUGGUGAUGUUAAUGGUGAUCAUCAUGAUGCAGAUUAUGCUCUGCAAUGGGCUGAGAUUGAGAGAUUACCAACUGCAAAACGUAUGAGAUCGACUCUUAUCGAUGAUGGCGAUAAGUCCAUCACCGAGAACGGAAAAAGAGUCGUUGAUGUCUCAAAGCUUGGAGCCACGGAACGUCAUCUCAUGAUUGAGAAACUUAUCAAACACAUUGAGAAUGAUAAUCUCAAGUUGCUGAAGAAAAUCAGAAGAAGAGUAGACAGAGUUGGGAUGGAGUUACCGACCAUAGAAGUGAGGUACAAGAGUUUAAAAGUGGCCGCCGAGUGCGAGAUUGUUGAAGGCAAAGCACUUCCAACACUGUGGAACACUGCUAAGCGCGUAAUCUCUGAACUGGUGAAGCUCACUGGUGCAAAAUCACACGAAGCCAAGAUAAGCAUUCUAAAUGAUGUUAAUGGCAUUAUAAAGCCCGGAAGGUUAACAUUGUUGCUUGGUCCUCCUGGAUGCGGUAAAACAACUUUGUUAAAGGCCUUGUCUGGAAAUUUAGAAAACAAUCUAAAGUUUUCAGGUGAAAUCUCUUACAAUGGAUACAGACUAGACGAGUUUGUUCCUCAGAAAACCUCGGCGUACAUAAGUCAAUAUGACCUGCACAUUGCAGAGAUGACUGUUAGGGAGACAGUUGACUUCUCAGCUCGUUGUCAAGGCGUCGGUAGCCGAACAGAUAUUAUGAUGGAAGUUAGUAAAAGAGAAAAGGAAAAAGGAAUCAUUCCUGACACAGAAGUGGAUGCUUACAUGAAAGCAAUUUCUGUUGAAGGCCUGAAAAGAAGUCUGCAAACAGAUUAUAUCUUGAAGGUAAUAAUAGUCUCUUUGAUAGACCUGGCUGAUAAUCUGGCCUUUUUUCUUUGGUUCUUAGGUCUUCUGUUGCAUUUGCAGAUUCUCGGACUUGACAUUUGUGCAGAAACAUUGAUUGGAGAUGUGAUGAGGAGAGGUAUAUCAGGGGGCCAAAAGAAGCGUCUUACCACAGCUGAGAUGAUUGUUGGCCCGACAAAGGCUCUGUUUAUGGAUGAAAUAACAAAUGGCUUAGACAGCUCCACAGCUUUUCAGAUUGUCAAGUCUCUUCAGCAAUUUGCUCACAUAUCAAGCGCUACUGUGCUUGUUUCGCUUCUUCAACCGGCCCCAGAAUCAUUUGACCUCUUUGAUGACGUUAUGCUGAUGGCUAAAGGAAGAAUCGUGUAUCAUGGUCCGCGGGGCGAAGUCCUGAAAUUCUUUGAGGAUUGUGGAUUUGAAUGCCCUGAGAGGAAAGGUGUUGCAGACUUUCUCCAGGAGGUUAUAUCCAAAAAAGACCAAGCCCAAUACUGGCGGCACGAAGAUUUACCUUAUAGUUUUGUCUCAGUAGAAAUGUUGUCGAAGAAGUUCAAGGAGUUGAGUAUUGGAAAAAAGAUUGAGGAAACUCUUUCUAAGCCGUAUGAUAAAUCCAAAAGCCAUAAGGACGCUUUAUCCUUCAGUGUGUAUUCUCUUCCAAACUGGGAGCUGUUCAUAGCAUGCAUAUCAAGAGAGUAUCUUCUCAUGAAGAGAAACUAUUUCGUCUAUAUUUUCAAGACAUCUCAGCUUGUUAUGGCCGCAUUCAUCACUAUGACUGUGUACAUCCGAACACGGAUGGGUAUUGAUAUCAUUCAUGGAAAUUCUUACAUGAGUGCCCUCUUUUUCUCCCUCAUUAUACUUCUUGUUGACGGAUUCCCAGAGUUGUCUAUGACGGCUCAACGCUUAGCCGUGUUUUACAAGCAGAAGCAGUUGUGUUUCUAUCCUGCAUGGGCGUAUGCAAUCCCUGCAACAGUGUUAAAGGUCCCUCUAUCGUUCUUCGAAUCUUUAGUUUGGACCGGUCUCACAUACUAUGUCAUUGGAUACACCCCUGAAGCCUCCAGGUUCUUCAAGCAGUUCAUUCUACUGUUUGCUGUUCACUUCACCUCGAUAUCCAUGUUCCGGUGUCUAGCUGCAAUCUUCCAGACAGUAGUUGCUUCAAUCACAGCUGGCAGUUUUGGUAUAUUAAUCACAUUUGUCUUUGCCGGUUUUGUCAUUCCACCAACGUCUAUGCCAGCAUGGCUCAAGUGGGGAUUCUGGGUAAAUCCUUUGAGUUACGGUGAGAUUGGGCUAUCGGUAAACGAGUUCCUCGCUCCAAGGUGGAAUCAGAUGCAACCCAAUAAUGUUACCUUAGGGCGAAGCAUACUCCAAACCCGUGGACUGGACUACGAAGGUUACAUGUACUGGGUAUCAUUAUGUGCCUUGUUGGGUUUCACUGUGCUCUUUAACAUCAUUUUCACCCUGGCUCUGACUUUCUUGAAAUCACCCACAUCAUCUAAAGCCAUGAUUUCACAAGAAAAACUCUUUGAGCUGCAAGGAAAAGAAGAUUCAACAGGUGACUCUCCAGUCAAGCACAAGACUACAGGUUCCCCUGUAAAGACCAAUGAAGAUGAGAAUACAGGCAAGAUGGUCUUACCUUUCAAGCCCCUCACUGUAACAUUCCAAGACUUGAACUAUUUCGUUGACAUGCCCGUGGAGAUGAGAGACCAAGGAUAUGAUCAGAAGAAACUACAACUCCUAUCAAAUAUCACCGGAGCUUUCCGUCCCGGAAUCCUAACGGCAUUAAUGGGAGUGAGUGGAGCCGGUAAAACCACACUCCUCGACGUUCUAGCCGGAAGAAAAACAAGCGGAUACAUAGAAGGAGAGAUCAGAAUCAGUGGUUUCCCUAAAGUUCAAGAAACGUUCGCUAGAGUCUCAGGCUACUGUGAACAAACAGAUAUACACUCACCAAACAUCACCGUCGAAGAAUCCGUGGUUUACUCAGCUUGGCUUCGUCUUGCUCCUGAGAUCGAUUCCGCAACCAAAACCCAAUUCGUGAAGCAAGUGCUCGAGACGAUCGAAUUAGAUGAGAUCAAAGAUGCAUUGGUGGGAGUCGCCGGACUGAGCGGGUUAUCGACGGAGCAGAGGAAGAGACUGACGAUUGCGGUGGAGUUAGUGGCGAAUCCGUCGAUCAUAUUCAUGGACGAGCCAACGACGGGGCUAGACGCGAGAGCAGCCGCCAUUGUUAUGAGAGCUGUCAAGAACGUCGCUGAUACUGGACGUACCAUCGUCUGUACUAUUCAUCAGCCUAGUAUUGACAUUUUUGAAGCUUUCGACGAGUUGGUGCUUCUUAAAAGAGGUGGUCGCAUGAUCUACACAGGACCGUUAGGUUUACAUUCUUAUCAUAUCAUCGAGUAUUUUGAGAGUGUUCCUGAAAUUCCAAAAAUAAGAGACAACCACAAUCCAGCGACAUGGAUGCUUGAUGUUAGUUCACAAUCUGUAGAAGUUGAACUUGGCGUCGAUUUCGCAAACAUCUACCAUGACUCUGCUCUUUACAAGAGAAACUCAGAGCUUGUGAAACAGUUGAGCCAACCAGAUUCAGAAUCAAGUGAUAUACAUUUUAAGAGAACUUUUGCACAAAGUUGGUGGGGACAAUUCAGAUCUAUUCUAUGGAAAAUGAAUUUGUCUUAUUGGAGAAGCCCUUCUUAUAACCUAAUGCGUAUGGUUCACACAUUAAUCUCUUCUUUGAUCUUUGGUGCACUCUUCUGGAAACAAGGCCAAAAAAAAGAUACUCAACAGAGUUUGUUCACUGUAUUUGGAGCAAUCUAUGGUUUGGUACUCUUCUUAGGGAUAAACAACUGUUCAUCAGCUCUUCAGUAUUUUGAAACCGAGAGAAAUGUCAUGUAUCGCGAAAGAUUCGCAGGGAUGUACUCGGCGACUGCUUACGCAUUGAGUCAAGUGGUGACUGAGAUACCUUACAUAUUCAUACAAGCUGCCGAGUUUGUGAUCAUAACAUAUCCAAUGAUCGGUUUCUAUCCUUCGUCCUACAAAGUCUUUUGGUCACUCUACUCUAUGUUUUGCUCACUUCUCACUUUCAACUACCUUGCCAUGUUCCUCGUCUCCAUCACGCCAAACUUCAUGGUUGCCGCGAUCCUUCAGUCGCUUUUCUAUGUUAAUUUCAAUCUCUUCUCCGGGUUUUUGAUCCCACAAACGCAAGUUCCAGGGUGGUGGAUUUGGUUAUAUUAUCUAACACCAACGUCAUGGACACUAAACGGGUUCAUCUCGUCUCAGUACGGUGAUAUACAUGAAGAGAUCAAUGUCUUUGGAGAAUCCACGACCGUUGCAGCAUUCUUGAAAGACUAUUUUGGAUUUCAUCAUGACCGUUUGGCGGUUACGGCGGUUGUUCAAAUCGCUUUUCCCAUUGCGUUUGCGUCUAUGUUUGCAUUCUUCGUGGGCAAACUCAACUUCCAACGAAGAUGAUCAUGCCAAUUAGUAGUCUUCAUCAUCUUUUUUUGAAUAAUAAACAAAUCAUACUUCUUUUUCUUUUCUUUUUAUGUAU